AGGCAUCCAGGAAUUGGAUUGGAUCACUUUCCACCAAGCGAUGGCCGCAGUCACAAGUGAAUUCCCCAGCAAACCGAUCAGUUAUACCAGCACCAAUACUUCUGCCAAAACCUAUUAUCUUAAGUCCGUGAAAAAGCGGGUGACCACGUGUUUCCAGCAGCUGCGCGAAAAACUCCAGGCAUCCGGUUCCUUUCGCAAGAGCUCUACCAGCCGCCUCUACAAGAUCUUCGUAAAGGCCGAUUUCGCCGCCUGCGGUGAACGCUUUCAAAGGAUCUUCAAAUCAGCGCGAAAAACCGAAUCGCCGGAGUUGUGGAAGGUGCCAUUGGCCCAUGACCUCACCACCACCAGCCGGCAGAGCAGCCAGCAGUUGCGAAUCGUAGCCAGACUCUUCUCAUCCACUCAGAUUUCCACCAGGGAAAUCACCUACACCAACAGCAACAACAGCAGCUAUAGCUUCAGGAGGCGGAAAAGCGAGAGCCACCGGAGCAAUAUGACCAUCAUCGAGAGCAACUAUAUAGGCGUGCGCGAGGAUUAUCCCGAUAUAGAUACCGAGGUGCGCGCCAUAUUGCUGAGCCACGCCCAGAAUGGAAUCACGAUAUCGAACAUCAAGAGUGAAUAUCGAAAACUGACGGGCAAUACAUUUCCACUGCACGACAACGUGACGGACUUCCUGCUGACCAUUCCCAAUGUGACCGCCGAGUGCAGCGAGUCCGGGAAGCGGAUCUUCAACCUGAAGGCGAACCUGAAGAACCGUCACCUCCUGGACAUGGUUCUCAACCAGAAGCAGCGCACCGGCACAGCCAACGGCACCAGCGACUACAGCAGCGGAGCUCAGUCCGUGGAGAACAUGCCCCGGGCACCACCACGCUACUGGAAGAAUUCCUUCAAGCGUAGGGCUCUGUCCCAGCUGAACGACAACCUGAACACCGUGCCCAAGCUUACGGAUGAACAGACCAAGGAGAGCGCCACCAGACAACCGGCUUCGCUGCACCAAAUGGCCAAUGAGGCAGCGGAGUCGAACUGGUGCUACCAGGAUAAUUGGAAGCAUCUAAACAACUUCUACCAGCAAUCCAGCGUAAAUGCGCCCAAAAUGCCAGUACCCGUCAACAUCUACAGCGAUGCCCCGGAGGAACGAAUCCAUUUGGAUGCACCUGGGCAUCAGCCAAGCUGCAGAACCCAAAACCAGAAAACCCAACAGACGACUGAGAACCGCCACUUGGGCAUCUUUGUGCAUCCAUUCAACGAUAUGAACGUAAUGAAGAGACGCCACGAAAUGACGCCCACGCCCACGAUUUUAACCAGUGGAACCUACAGCGAUUCUCUGCUGACGAUUAACUCCGAUUACGAUGCCUAUCUGUUGGACUUUCCGCUUAUGGGCGAUGAUUUUAUGCUAUAUCUCGCCCGAAUGGAGCUAAAGUGCCGAUUUAGACGGCACGAGCGAGUCCUUCAGUCAGGACUUUGUGUAUCCGGACUGACGAUCAAUGGUGCCCGAAAUCGUUUGAAAAGAGUGCAACUACCGGAGGGUACGCAGAUCAUCGUCAAUAUCGGAUCGGUGGACAUUAUGCGGGGCAAGCCUUUGGUUCAGAUCGAACACGAUUUUCGGCUGCUGAUCAAGGAAAUGCACAAUAUGCGACUUGUGCCGAUCCUCACAAAUCUGGCACCGCUGGCCAACUAUUGCCACGAUAAGGUAUUGUGUGAUAAGAUCCACCGAUUCAACAAGUUUAUCCGAAGCGAGUGCUGCCACCUAAAAGUCAUCGACAUACACUCCUGCCUGAUUAACGAACGGGGUGUUGUGCGAUUUGAUUGUUUUCAGAGCUCACCACGCCAAGUCAGCGGUUCCAAGGAACCCUAUCUUUUCUGGAACAAAAUCGGUCGGCAGCGCGUGCUGCAAGUUAUUGAAACGAGUCUGGAGUAUUAAGUUGGGUUCUUAAUCAAGAUAUAUACACAUUUUGACUGGGCUGGCUCCGGAACCAACGAUUAGGAACUUGAUGAUUUUACCAUUUACGCUGAUGGAUCGCUUACGCUUUUACGGAAUUCGCUUAGUUUUAAUAUGUUUUAUAUGUAUGUCCCCUGUCUUCGUUUAUAUGUUCGUGCGCUUGUCCUAGUCCAUUAUUGUAUAUUACUGUGUGUUUUGUGUUCUUUGUUAGCUUUUAACUCCUUUAAUUUUUCGCUGCCUGUGAUUUAUUUUGCCAAUGCAAUUGAUUUUGUGCUCACUUUUUGCUGCUAUCCCAAAAGCUGUGUAAAAUAAUCAAAUGCAAAACAAGUGCAAGCAGCUUAAAACUUUUCCUAAAACUUUUCCGCUUUUCCCAAAACCAUUUUGCCUUGAGAUCUGCUUUCACCAAAUCAGAUUACAAUGCGAAAUGGAAUUUAAAUGCAAAUCAUUGCAAUGCUUAUAAACUGUUUUUUGUUCUAUAUAUUUUUUGUGGGCCAAAAUGCGUCAUGCUCCUGUAUCGCAACCUGCCACUUCCAACUUUAGUUUGAGGGCGGAGUGGGCGCGGUCCGUAUACAUAUGAGCCAUGCUGGAUUUUGGCCGUAAUGAAAAUGCACUUGCUUUACUUGGAAAAUUCGCUUGCACAGAAUCAACGCCGCGGCUGAUUUAUUAUUAAUGUGCUCAAGCAAAUUCAAGUGAAGCAUUUGCGCGAUUUUCGUCUUCCUGUUUCCGUUUGCAAAAAAGUUUAUAAAAAGCUUACACUCUGCUGCAGACACGCCACCGGAAGUGCGCACUAAGCGCUUGUUUGUAGCACAGUGUAGAAUUCUGAUGUAAUUUACAGCUCUACUUUAAAGUCUUCUAGAUAGCUAUCUACUAUUUAUAAACUUAUUUAUUGUCUUGAAUGUAUGUUAAUUGUAUGUAUUGAUGGUGAUCACGUUUUUUUUGUCCUAUAACAAGCUGCAAUGUAAAAUCCAAAAAAAAAUGAAAAAAUAAUAAAUUAAAGGGAAAACUA
Messenger RNA from Drosophila yakuba, 2942 nucleotides. RefSeq names its product maternal effect protein oskar. NCBI's taxonomy places the organism in Eukaryota, Metazoa, Arthropoda, Insecta, Diptera, Drosophilidae. The record is from RefSeq and is a predicted model, not a curated record. Bases 41 to 1918 code for a protein of 625 amino acids. The transcript is spliced from 4 exons.